AUGGAUAGUAGUGGCGCCAGCUCGAGCAGGCAAAUCGACGAUGAUAUGGAGGUUGAGGAGCGAAGACAAGCGCCAGAGACACCCAAAAAGAAGAGAAAUGAGAAUGAGCCACCAGAGGACUCGGACGACGAGGAGCAACGUGCCGAGCAGAACGGGACACGGAAUUUUCCGGCGAUUUUGUGGUCGAAACUCAAAAAUCCGCCAAAGGAUCGGCCGACGAUCGAUGUGUGGGAGUUUAAGAUGGACGGCGAAUACUUGACAAUGACGUUCACAGUGGAUGGAGAGAAGUAUCCAAUGUAUUUCACCCCGCGAAGCCCAGUCGAUUUCGAGAUGCGUCGAAACUACUGGAUCGCCCGCCACAAUCCGCUGUGGAAAUCGUUGCGAUCGCGGAUUUAUUCGAUUCCGAAGAGCACGACGAUCAAUCGACUCGUUUUUCAUAAUACCCCGGAAUGCGAAGCGGAAGACUGUCUCAUCGAGUUUCAAUUCAUCAAAAAGUGGAGUUGUAAACAGCUGGAAUACACGAUAUGCCAGGAAUGGAACCAUCCCCAGCACCUUCGCCGCCUAAUGUUCAUGUUCAAACCAUCGGAAAUGUCGAUUCACCUGGCAUUUGGACCGUACGCCCAUCCGAAUCCACAACCAGAAGGCGCUGUCUGGCAUAAUCACCUCGCGGCGUGCGCUGAUAAUUUGCUGGAAUUGGAGAGGGAUUUCCGGAAGGACUGUGAGAACGCGUUGAAUGCCAAAAAUCUUUAUUUCUUCCAGGAAUGGUACAAUAAUCAACGGCAAUUCGAUGAGAUUCAGCUGCAUGUGGACAAAGUGAUCGAGACGAAUUUUGUGGAUCAUUUGGGCGCCGAUCACUCGGACCCGAAGCGGUUAAAGUUCGGCGGACGCACAUCGUCAACAACCGUCGUCAUGUGCUGCACGUGGAAAAGGACCGUCUGGCGACGCGACAUCUGUCGCUUCGCGUCUAUGAGCAACCCAAAUAGAUUAGGAUUGCUCAGCUUAUUUUUUUUAUAUUUUUCCAUUAUUUAUUUUACAAAUUUCUCAAUUUUUCAUGUAAAACUCCCCAUAUUUUUGCGAUAUUUUCAGAUGUUUUCACCCCCAAAAGUAACAAAAAUUACUCAGAAAUUCAAAUUUUCAUCAUUCGCACUUUUCGAGACAUCGGCGGCGAUAACGAUGGUCCGGAUAGCGACGAUUCGGGCGCCGAUGCCGAGCGUGGCGAGCCGCAGGAGUUUUAUGCGGGAAGGUGGGGGAAAUUCGGGAUUUUCAAGCGGCCAAGCCGUCCAGGGGCCCCGUGGACCGCGCAACAACGAGGAUCACAUCCGUCGUAUCCUUCAAGCCGCCCAGGUUGAGAAUCCAGAAGAAUUGGCUGCAGCGGUUGGAGGUGGUCGUGGUGGACGAGAUAAUAAGGAUAAAGUGACACUGACACUCCAUUUGUGGACCGACGGCCUAUCUAUCGAAGAUGGCCCGCUGAUGGCUCGUAACGACCCGGCGACCAUUGAAUUCUUGGAAAUCGUUGGCAGAGGCCUAAACUCCUUCCCCAUUUUCAGCGGAAUCCCACCAUCGCUCCAUCAGCAAUACCAAGGCAAAGACAUCGAUUUCAACAUCGAUCGCCGCCACGAAGCCUAUCAACCGCCCAAAAUGAAGCCAUUCGGAGGCAGUGGCGUCCGUCUGGGCAACGUCGUGCCUACUGUAAUCGGUGUCGACGUCUCCACGGCGUCAUCGUCUGCCGCUGGAGCCGCAACGAUGCCUUCUGGACCAACGUCGGCUGAAGAAGAGGCCAAGCAGCUGGAGGACGCCAAGAAGGAGCUCAAGACCGAUAUGGGGCAGCCGACCACUAAUGUAAGACCUAAAAAUCAGCUGAAAAUCUGUUUUAAACUAAUCCAAAUCCGUCUUCCCAGUGGCCAACGCAUCGUCGCCGUCUUCAAUCACACCCAUACGCUGGAGGCGGUUCGUUGCUUCAUUUGCACCGCCCGUCCCGACAUCAUCUACUCUCCAUUCGAACUGAUGUCCGCCUAUCCACCGAAAGUUCUCAUCGACGAGACGCAGACACUGAAAGAGGCCAAUCUGCUGAAUUCGGUGAUCGCUGUGAAGAUAUCGCCGCCAAAUUAA
Molecule: messenger RNA, 2109 nt
Organism: Caenorhabditis briggsae
Lineage: Eukaryota; Metazoa; Nematoda; Chromadorea; Rhabditida; Rhabditidae
Gene: Cbr-ubxn-2
Product: Protein CBR-UBXN-2
Exons: 15
Coding region: 1-2109 (702 amino acids)
Biological process (GO): nuclear membrane reassembly; Golgi organization; membrane fusion
Cellular component (GO): cytosol; nucleus
Molecular function (GO): ubiquitin binding
Source: RefSeq, a predicted model, not a curated record